AUGCCCGCCGGGAAAGUGGACUUCUCUCUGAACACGUUUUUCCAAGUCUUCAACCAAUCCAUCUAUCACCUAGUCAACGACCUCGAGAGCGUCGCAUAUGCCACGACCUCUGUUCUUCAGGCAUUCCUCGACGACGGUGUCCGCUAUCUUGAGCUUCGCACCAUUCCCCGCGCGUCCCCGAACUUUAACUUCACCUGUGAUCAGUAUCUCUCCACUGUCCUCGAUACAAUCGCUACAUUCAAAUCCCAGAAUGCCAACAAUAUAUCAAUAUACCUUAUCCUUGGCAUGGACCGCGGUCAACUCACCGAGGAUUCAACGCAUGCACAUGAGAUAAUCGAUUUAGCUAUUGCCAACAGAGAGCGUGGCGUUAUUGGGGUCGACGUCUGCGGAAACCCAACAAAGGGUGACAUCUCCCUGUGUCGAGAUGCCUUCGCCAAGGCAAAGGAGCAUGGCCUAGGCUUGACAGUACACUUCGCUGAAGUACACUCCGUGGGACUUCGCGAGGAGUUGGAGACAAUGCUUUCGUUCAAUCCGGAUCGUCUUGGCCACGUUAUUCAUGUUCCUGAUGACAUCAAGCGAGAGAUCGCGCGCAGGAAGCUUGGGUUGGAGCUGUGCAUGUCUUGUAAUGUGCACGCGAAGAUGUUUGAUGGGGGGUUUCUUGACCAUCAUUUUGGUUACUGGAGGCACGAGGAAUGCCCAGUCGUUCUUUGCACGGAUGACGUCGGUUUCUUCUGCAGCCCCGUCUCGAAUGAGUACCUCUUGGCCGCGGAGCACUUUCAACUGAACCGAAAAGCUAUCCUUAGCAUCGCUCGCGAAGCUGUCGAUGCAAUUUUCGGAGGAGGUGAGGAGAAGCAGCGUCUAUGGGGCCUACUGGAUCAAUUCCAAUCCAAUUAUGACCAAUGA
Molecule: messenger RNA, 903 nt
Organism: Aspergillus mulundensis
Lineage: Eukaryota; Fungi; Ascomycota; Eurotiomycetes; Eurotiales; Aspergillaceae
Product: putative adenosine deaminase
Exons: 3
Coding region: 1-903 (300 amino acids)
Biological process (GO): adenosine catabolic process; inosine biosynthetic process
Molecular function (GO): adenosine deaminase activity
Source: RefSeq, a predicted model, not a curated record